AUGCCAGACCUUGGCUUGGCCCACAUGGCACAGGUGCAGGGCGUCAUCAAAUCAGCCGCACUGGAGCUGCCCUCCACUGCUUUCAGCGUCAGCACCACCGCGCUGGCGCCUGCGUGUGCCUUGCUGCGCCUGCUGCCCGUCCAUGGUGGUGGUGCCGACGGCUGCGGCGCGUUUGGUGCUCACAGCGCCGGCGGUGUGCUGAUGGAGCCGCGCUUGCUGCCGAGCUCGGCGGCCCAGCAGGCUGGCGCUGCAGGGGAGGCGAUCCAGCUCUUGCCCCAGCCGCGCGGCAGCCUGGGCGGCUUGGUGCCCGCGGCUGUGGACGCGUCGGCUGCGGCGCUGGCGCCUAGCCAGAUAGGGCUGAGGGUUCAGGCUGUUGGCCUCAACUUUCGGGACGUCCUGAACGUGAGGGCCGUGGUGUGCGCCGCCAACACCAUGGUGGCGGCCCCCGCCUGUUUGAGCUUUGAGGAGGCAGCCAGCAUGCCCACCGUGUUCAUCACCGCAUGUGCGGCGCUGCGGCAGGUGGCCGCAACGCAGCGAGGCGAGCGCGUGCUGCUGCAAGCCACGGCAGGCGGCGUGGGCCUGGCAGCGCUGCAGGUGCUGCGGGCAACCGGCGCCAUGGUGCUGGGCACAGCCGGCGGGCCGCCCAAGCGCGCGCUGCUGCGCUCCCUGGGAGUAGCACACGCAGUGGGCAGCCGUGACACGGGCUUUGCAUGUGACCUGGCAGUGGCAGCUGGCGGCGCGGACGUGGUGCUCAACUCGCUGACGUCACCAGGCAUGGUGGGCGGCGCGCUGGCGCUGCUGCGGCGUGGCGGGCGGCUGGUGGAGAUCGGCAAGCGCGAUGUGUGGAGCGGCGCCGCAGUGGCCGCUCAGCGUCCUGACGUGGCGUACAGCCUGCUGGCGGUGGACUUCCUGCCUGACAGCGAGGUGCAGGCGGCGCUGCGCGCCGUGGCGGCGGGCGCUGCAUCUGGCGCGCUGCGGCCGCUGCCGCUGGCGGCACACCCUCUGUCGGGCGUGGCAGCUGCCCUGCGGCAGUUGAGCCAGGCUCGCCAACUGGGCAAGGUCAUCGUCGGCGGCGCCACCAACCGGCCGCCAGCCGCGCCAGCAGGGCGCGUGCUAGUGACAGGCGGCACAGGCUACCUCGGAAGCCUGGUUGCCGCCUGGCUGACUACACAGCAAGUCAGCUCAGUCAGCCUGCUCGCCCGCAACGCGCACGCCGGCACGGCCCUGGCACCACUGCUGGCUGGCGGCAGCAUGAUGCCCAUGAGUGUCACGCAGUGUGAUGCCGGCCUUAGCGCUGAUGUGGCAGCCCUUCUCAACAGCGGCGAGCCAAUCCAGGCCGUCUUCCAUGCGGGCGGCGUGCUAGCGGAUGCGACCCUGCAGCAGCUCACCCUCUCAGGUGUGCGCCGCGUAAGCGCCGCCAAGCAGACUGCACUGGUGCGGCUGCUGGCCGUGCAGCGGGCCCAGCCAGCAGCUCAGCUUGUGCUCUUCAGCUCUGUGGCGUCCCUGCUGGGCAGCGCCGGCCAGGCCAACUACGCCGCAGCCAAUGCGGCGCUCGACGCGGCGGCGGCGAUGCUGCAGGCUGGCGGCGUCGCGGCGCUCAGUGUGCAGUGGGGUGCGUGGGCGGGCGCGGGCAUGGCGGCCAACGACCCCCAGACAGCUGCGCGCGUAGCACGCAUGGGGAUGGCUCUGAUUGAGCCGCGGCGCGGCCUUGCAGCUCUCGAGAAGGCGCUGCAGCCGCUCACAAGCAGCACGCCUGGCACACCCAGCGUGGCGGCUGCGGUGCCGUUCCUGUGGCCGCGCCUGCUACAGCACCAGUCGCGGCGCGCCGCCCAGCUUCCCUGCUUGUUUGCAGAACUCGCGGGCAACGCCUCUCCCUCGGCCUCGCCUGAUGGCUCAGUGGCACCCAGCAUCAGGCGCGCCCCGCGGCACGCGCCAGUCGCCGGGCGGCAGCAGGGGCAGGGCACACGGCAGGCACAGCAGCAGCAGCAGCAUCAGGCGCAGCAGGCGCAGCAGCUGGCGGCCACGGUGCAGCAGGCGGUGGCCGAGGUCCUGGGCCAGCAGGUGGCGCCCGACGAGCCGCUGAUGGCGGCUGGCCUGGACUCGCUGGGCGCGGUGGAGCUGCGCAACGCGCUGGAGGGCCGCCUGGGGCUGCAGCUGCCGGGGACCCUCGUCUUCGACUACCCCAGUAGCGCGGCAAUCCAGGGCUACCUCGCUGCCAGGAUCGGCAGUAGCGAAGGCGGGGCUAUGGCUGGACGCGGCAACGCGGUGGUAGCGCCAGAGGCAGGCGCCAGAGGCAGGCAGAUUUCUCCAUUUGGUGAUGAAGACGCGGAGGAAGAUCUCUGGACAGCAGACCUGGAAGAUGAGGAGGCGGAGGCAGCCGCCGGCGGCAGGGCGUUGGCGGGCGGCGCCCUAGGCCUGGCUGCAGCAGCAUCUCUGCAGCGUCAGCCGCGCGGCACCCCCGCUGUCUACGGCCGCCCGGCCCAGCUGCUUGCGGUCGCAUCGGCGGCGGCGCGGCUGCCGCACGCGCCGCGCGAAGGUGGACGCGCGGCUGCAGCCGAGGCGCCGCGCCUGGAAGUGCGGGACGCGGUGCGGCCAGUGCCGUUUGGAAGGUGGGACCCCACUUUUGCAGCAGAGGCGGCGGGCGAGCUGCAGGUUGCAUUCGGCAGCUUCCUGGCAGGCGCGGCCGCCUUCGACGCCGCCGCGUUUGGCCUGUCCGAGGGCGAGGCGGCCUUGAUGGACCCCCAGCAGCGCCUGCUGCUCGAGGCCGCGGCCGAGGCGCUGGCGGGGACGCCUGCGCUGGCUGCGGGCGGCGCAGCCCCGGGUCCGGCGGGCGCGACCAGCGACGAUUACCGCUCGGCGUGCGGCGUGUAUGUGGGGGUGUCAUCGAGGGACUAUUUUACGAUGGGACUCCUCAGCAAGCAGGCUGCCACCGCGUACAGCGCCACCUCGACCACCCUCAGUGUAGUGUCCGGCCGGCUGUCCUACACCUUUGGGCUGCGCGGCGCCGCAGUCUCUGUCGACACCGCCUGCAGCAGCAGCCUCGUGGCUGCGCACUCGGCGGCGGGCACGCUGGGCCAGGGGCAGUGCCGUGCGGCGGUGGUGGGCGGCACCAACCUGACUUUGGCGGCGGACACGCCGAUCAUGUUUACGCGAGCAGGCAUGCUGGCGCCCGACGGCCGCUGCAAGACACUGGACGCGGCCGCAGACGGCUACGUGCGCGCAGAGGCUGUGGGCGUAAUGGUGAUCGAGGUGGUGGGCGGCUUUGCGUCUAGCCCGGCCUCGCCCACGCCGCUGGCCGUGCUGGCCGGCAGCGCGGUCAACCAGGACGGCCGCAGCAGCGGCCUCACGGCGCCCAACGGGCCGGCGCAGCAGGAGGUGAUCCGCCAGGCCCUGGCGGCGGCGGGGCUUGCCGCGGCAGACGUGUGCGGCGUCAGCACUCACGGCACAGGCACCAGCCUGGGGGACCCAAUUGAGGUCGGCGCCCUGGCCGCCGUGUUUGGUGGCAUUGGCGGCAAGAGCGGCAGCAGCAGCAAGAGCAUCCCAGCAACACCUUUGGCCAUCAUGUCCAGCAAAUCCUGGCUGGGCCACGCCGAGCCCGCCGCCGGCGUUGUCGGCAUGCUGCAUGCGCAGCUGGCGCUGCAGCAGCGCGCCGCGCUGCCCGUCGGCCACCUGCGGGCGCUGAACCCCUAUCUGGACCCGAUUCUGUCUGAGUCACACGGCGCCAGUGACGCGGGGGCCGGCAAAGCCCAGGGCUGGCUGCUGCCUCGGGACCCGUGCGGGCAGCCGCUACCAAGCGCGGCGGUUGCGGAGGCGUCUGUGAUUGGCACGAGCGCGUUUGCUUACCAGGUGUAG
This is a messenger RNA of Monoraphidium neglectum, 3852 nucleotides long. Its product is annotated as polyketide synthase. Gene Ontology annotation, biological process: fatty acid biosynthetic process. Gene Ontology annotation, molecular function: phosphopantetheine binding; oxidoreductase activity; fatty acid synthase activity. The record is from RefSeq and is a predicted model, not a curated record. Lineage: Eukaryota; Viridiplantae; Chlorophyta; Chlorophyceae; Sphaeropleales; Selenastraceae. The transcript has 5 exons. Bases 1 to 3852 code for a protein of 1283 amino acids.